CGCCCGGCGCCCCGCGCCCCGCGCCGGCGGAGGGAGGGAGGUAGCGGGCCGGAGGCGCCUCCUCCCGGGGCGGGAGCCAAUGAGAAGUAGCCGCCGGGCGCCAGGGGGGAGAAAACUUUCCCGGUGCCUGCUGGAAGCGAACUGAGCAAUUAUCUAGUUUACCUUCUGCGCUCGGAAGUUAACGAUUGGCGGGGCCGCGGCUGCGCUAUUGACACAACACGUCCUAUUGAUAGAAAUAAGUAGCGAUUGUCCCCGAGUCACUGGAGCGCCGGAGCAAGCCGCGAUGGGCUGGCACGAGGCCCCUGGGCCGGGGAGGCUGGUUCCGCCGGCGGCGGCUCCGGUGACGGCGGCGGCGAGGAUGCUGCUCUCCCUCCUCGCAGAUCAGUGACAGGAGAAGGGGGAGGGGGGGGGGGAAGAGGCGUCUACCAAAGCGGCGCAGCCCGGCGAGCAAAUGCGAUCCAGCCAUGGACAAUAGUGGCCAGCACACGGCGACCAAACUCCUAGCGCCUGCUCCAGCCAGAGACAGCCUGUCCGCCCGGAGCAACAUGAUCAGCACUUCCAAGCCGCUCGCCUUCUCCAUCGAGCGCAUCAUGGCCAGGACCCCGGAGCCCAAGGCCAUCCCCGUGCCCCACUUCCUCCAGGGCUCCGGGCCCAAGGGGGACCCCAAGCACGCGCUGCACCUCAACUCCUCCAUCCCCUGCAUGAUCCCCUUCGUGCCGGUAGCCUACGACCCGCUGGCCAAGGCGGCGGGCGGCGGGCCGGAGCCGAGGAAGGCGCACUUGGACUCCUCUUCCCCGGCCUCCUUCAGCUGCGGCGAGCUCUUGAACUGCGCCCUGAGCCUGAAGGGCGACUUCUCCCGCGAGGCGCUGCCCCUGCAGCAGUACAAGCUGGUCCGGCCCCGCGUGGUCAACCACUCCUCCUUCCACGCCAUGGGCGCCCUCUGCUACUUCAACCGCGGCGACGGGCCGUGCCACCCCUCCUCCGGCGUCAACAUCCACCCCGUGGCCUCCUACUUCCUCAGCUCGCCCCUGCAGCCGCCGCCCAAGGCGUACCUGGCCGAGCGCAACAAGCUGGUGCUGCCGGGCGCGGACAAGUACCCCGCAGGGGUCGCCUUCAAGGACCUCUCGCAGGCGCAGCUGCAGCACUACAUGAAGGAAAGCGCCCAGAUCCUCUCGGAAAAGAUCUCCUUCAAGGGCUCGGAGUUCGGGCGCAGCUCGCCCAGCAGCAAGCCCAAAGUCUUCACGUGCGAGGUCUGCGGCAAGGUGUUCAACGCACAUUACAACUUAACCCGCCACAUGCCGGUGCACACGGGGGCCCGGCCCUUUGUCUGCAAAGUUUGCGGCAAGGGCUUCCGCCAGGCCAGCACGCUCUGCCGGCACAAGAUCAUACACACGCAGGAAAAACCUCACAAGUGCAACCAGUGCGGCAAAGCCUUCAACCGCAGCUCCACUUUAAACACGCACACGCGAAUACACGCCGGCUACAAGCCUUUCGUCUGCGAGUUCUGCGGCAAGGGCUUUCAUCAGAAAGGCAAUUACAAGAACCACAAGCUGACCCACAGCGGGGAGAAGCAGUUCAAGUGCAAUAUCUGCAACAAGGCUUUCCACCAGGUGUACAACCUGACCUUCCACAUGCACACCCACAACGACAAGAAGCCCUUCACGUGCCCCACCUGCGGCAAGGGCUUCUGCAGGAACUUUGAUCUCAAGAAGCACGUCCGCAAGCUGCACGACAGCGCCCUGGGACUGCCCAGAGCCCCCGCCGAGCUGGGGCCCGACCAGCCGCCCGCAGCCCUGCAGCCGCCGGGCUCCCUGCUGCAGCCGCCGCUCCACCAGCCCCAGCCGUGAGGGCAGCACGGCCCGGAGCUCCUCCGCCUCUUUGCAUGCACCUGUUAAGCGGUUUUGUGUAUUAUGCUCUAUAUCGCCACUAACAUUUACGGGGCUGAUCGUUUCCUUCUCUUUGUUUUGUUUUGGGUUUUUUUCCCCCCCUCCUAUUUUUUUUUUUUUUUUUUUAAAGACUCGAUUCCCCCCCGCUCCUCCCCUCCCCUUUGACAUCUCAGGUUUGGAGAUGGUUUUAAAAGCAAAAAGCCAAGCCAAUUUCUGCUGUAUUUAUUGGGAUCUGUAUUAUCCGAGCCGGGAAUGCUGCACCACUUUAAUUAUUUCGAUGUGUAUAUAUUUCCAUUGUGUUGAUUCACAUGCCUGCUGGUUGUCCCUUCUUGAUUUCCUCCCCCGUUCUUCCCCCUCUUGAAUAUCGUAUCUCUAUGGACAGAGCUGGUUCACUAUGUACGGAGUUGAGUCUUGCACGUGAAACAUUGAAUGCGUUGACCUGGUGGAAAAAAAAUAAAUACUCGGAACACGA
Alligator mississippiensis (American alligator) is the source of this 2358-nucleotide messenger RNA. RefSeq names its product FEZ family zinc finger 1 (gene FEZF1). The record is from RefSeq and is a predicted model, not a curated record. The transcript is spliced from 4 exons. Bases 465 to 1847 code for a protein of 460 amino acids. Lineage: Eukaryota; Metazoa; Chordata; Crocodylia; Alligatoridae.